AUGCCCAAAAGGCGCGCCGCAGCUGACAGCGACGAUGGGGAGUCACGCGAACUUAGCGCGUCUCCUUCCUCUAAACGGGCUCGUACCGUGGAGGAAAGCGACGACGACGAAAGCCGCCAGAGAACACGCGUCAAGAAAGGGAAGGGUAAAGCGCGUGUAGAGGCCGAAGAGGAUGAUAAAGAUGACGACGUAGAAUUGGACGAUGGUGAGAAAAUCGAUGAAGAGGCUUUCGAAAAUCAGUACGGCAAGAAGGUGUUCGAACACUUAGAAGCGAAACGUGUCAAGGCUGGAUUUGGGGGUAUUGCUGAAUACGGAAUAAUCGAAACCAUCGAGAUGCAUCAAUUCAUGUGCCACAGGUCGCUCAAGUUUGCCUUUGGUCCCAAUAUCAACUUCAUUAUUGGUCACAAUGGAAGUGGCAAGAGCGCUGUUUUGUCUGCAAUCACCGUCGCUCUCGGUGGAAAGACAGCCUCCACCGGUCGUGGUUCAGGUCUGAAAGCAUUCAUUCGUGAAGGACAACAAGUGGCCGAGGUGACCAUCUCCCUCAAGAACCAGGGAGAAGAGGCCUACAAACCUGAGGAAUAUGGCAAAUCAAUUUUCAUCACUCGACGUUUUACCACCCAAGGUAGCUCAACGUGGAAGAUCAAGUCAAAGGACGGACGUGUCAUUAGUACCAAAAAGGAGGAGCUUGCUUUAAUUUGCGAUCAUAUGAAUAUUCAAGUCGACAAUCCGAUGAACGUUUUAACGCAAGACUUUGCUAGACAGUUUUUGAGCUCGUCUACCUCUGCGGAGAAGUACCAAUUCUUCCUGCGAGGAACGCAACUUUCGCAACUCUCUACCGAAUACGAAACGUGUUUAGAAAACAUCAAUAACACAAUGAAGGUUCUGGCAAACAAGAAGAGCGCCAUUCCCGACCUCGAAGCGGCCUUUAAGGAGGCUUCGCUACGAUUCGAGGAGGCUUCAAAGGCUCGAGAGCAGAAACAACGUGUUGAUGAUCUCAAAAGAGAGCUUGCAUGGGCCCAUGUUGCGGAAAAACAACGUGAGUUGGAAGCAAAGGCUCUCGAUGCGGAAAAACAACAACGCAGAUUGCCCAAGAUCCAACGAGGUCUUGUUAAAGCUCAGGCGGAGCUUCAGGAGGCAGAAGCACAAGUGCGGCAAUUUGAAGAGGAAGUUGCAGCACUAGGUACUCACGACGAACUUACGGAGAAGCACACCGAGGCGAAGCAGAAGAUAGCACUUCAACGGAGAGAGAUUGGGGAAUGCAGGGGCGAAAUGAGGGAAAUAAACACCAAUUUGAAGAGCGCCAACGAGUCCAUUGCGGAGAUGCAACAACAAAUCGAUCAAGAGCUACAGCGAUUGGCAUCGAAUACCCAUGCAAAGCGAGACGAGUACCAGCGGAGGCUAACGGCUGCAAAAGCGGCCGUUACCGUCGAUGAAGAGAAGCGUAAAGAGAUGGAGGACAUAAUUAUUCCCAGUCUCGAUGCGGAAGUCAGACAGUGGCAAGCGGAAGGCCAGGCCACAACCGCUCAAAUCGAAGCCUUAAAAAAUAGGAUAUCAGAAUGCGAGGGCAUGAUCCAGCGUUGUGACGAGAUGGAGAACAACCGCUACCUGGCGUAUGGGAAUCACAUCUCCUCUGUCCUCCAGAGAAUUGCGAAAACCAGAUGGCGCGGUGAUCGGCCUCUGGGACCGCUUGGUGAAUAUGUCAAGGUCAAGGAGGGAAAGAAGUGGGCUCCUUUGCUCAGGCAUCAGCUUGGUCGGCAACUCACUGCGUUCGCAGUAACCGACGCUCAAGAUCAGAAAACACUACGAACUAUCUUGAAUGAAAGUAAGAACCCCAACAUCGUGAUCAUCAUCUACGAAAAAGAUCUAUUCGAUUAUAGUAGUGGAGAACCGGCGGCAGACCUCCCAACUGUUCUUCGUGCCCUUGAGUUCUCUGAUGAAUACGUGAAACGGAUGUUGAUCAAUCAGAGGGGCAUUGAGCGUAUGCUUCUGGGAAUAACUCGUCGUGAGGGUGAGGAGAUUCUGAGGCGAGCCCGUGGCGGCCAUGCUUGGACUGCAGACGGCUUUGACCUCCGCCGAUUUCCGGAAGGAGGUGGUGCCACCAACCCAUUGAAUUUCAGACGCAGAAACGACAACUCUGAACUACUAUUGAGCGACAGAGCUGCCGAUGAAAAAGGGUUCUACGAGGCAGAUUUGAAGAAGGCUCAAGAGGAUUACCGACCAGUCGUGGAGAAAGAAAAAGAGUUGAGAAUGAAGUUCAGCACGGCACGAACCGAGAUCGAGGCAAAAAAGAGGGAGCUUCACAACAUUCUCAAACGUCUCGCGCAGGCCAAGCGGCACCUGCGCGCUGUCGAGGAAGAAGGACAAGAAGAAACCCCCGUCAGCAUACAAACCCUCGAGGAGGCUAAGCAGGAUUCCGAAAGAGAGAAAGAAUCACUUACAGCUCAAUUUAUGGAUGUGUCACAAAGACAUCAGGGACUCGAGCAAGAAUUAGCAGAAUUACAACGAAAGGAGCAAGAAACAAGGUCUCAAAUCGAGUCGUUCCAAACCCAAAAGAAUGAGGCUGUGGCUAAAACUUCGGCUGCCGCCGAAGCGAGAUUACAGGCACAAUCAGCUAUCCUACAUUUCGAGAAUAAAUUGAAGGAAGAGCAGAGUAAGCUGGACGCGGAAAACAAUUCGGUCGAGACCCUUCAAACAGAAUUCCAGGAAUGGACUGCAGGUGCUCUCCAGUACUGCGAGCGUGUCGAAACCUCUCGAAAGACGAACGAAAUCCAAAGGCAAAUCGACUCAGUUCAGGCUGCACUCAAGGAGCGAGAGAGAAGGCAAGGAUAUAGUCUUGAAGAGAUCACUGUUGAGGUGAACAAGACUAAAGCGAAACUGGAUGCCGCCAAGAAGGAACUGAAGCAGAUGGCGUCCCUCAAUAAGCUUCUCAAAGCAUCUGUCAUGGCGCGUAUGAAACGAUGGCAGGACUUCCGAUUGCACAUUGCCCUGCGCUGUAGGCUAGUUUUUACCUAUAACCUUUCUCAGCGAGGUUACUAUGGCAGCAUCAAAUUUGACCAUGCAGGUCAAGAGCUUUCUUUGCAUGUCAAAACGGAGGAUCAAGCAAGUUCCAAUGCACGGGACAAGGAAAUUCAUGCUCUCAGCGGUGGAGAAAAGUCCUUUUCUACCAUUUGUCUACUUCUGUCCUUGUGGGAAUCCAUAGGAUGCCCGCUGAGAUGUCUAGAUGAAUUUGAUGUCUUCAUGGAUGCAGUCAACCGGCGCAUCAGCAUGAAGAUGAUGAUCGACACGGCGAACCAGUCUGACAAGAAACAAUACAUCCUCAUCACACCCCAGGACAUGAACAAUAUUCACGUCGGUCCUACCGUGCGCGUUCACAGAAUGACAGACCCUGAGCGCGGGCAAGGUGUUCUUGCAAUGUCAUAG
Messenger RNA from Marasmius oreades (fairy-ring Marasmius), 3420 nucleotides. RefSeq lists its product as uncharacterized. Gene Ontology annotation, biological process: double-strand break repair via homologous recombination. The transcript is spliced from 22 exons. Gene Ontology annotation, molecular function: single-stranded DNA binding; damaged DNA binding. The record is from RefSeq and is a predicted model, not a curated record. NCBI's taxonomy places the organism in Eukaryota, Fungi, Basidiomycota, Agaricomycetes, Agaricales, Marasmiaceae. The coding region runs from base 1 to 3420 and encodes 1139 amino acids. Gene Ontology annotation, cellular component: Smc5-Smc6 complex; nucleus; site of double-strand break.